GCGUAAUGGCCUCUCCGAUCCAUUUGCUUCUGCAACUCAAACUGGAGCAGCAGCAGAACAAAGGCGGUCGGGAUCUCUAGCAGUCAGCCGGCAGUUCACUUCAAUGGCGGCCAUUUACAGCCUCUACAUCAUCAACAAAUCAGGAGGCCUCAUUUUCUACAAGGAUUACGGCUCCGCGGGACGGAUGGAAACGAACGAUAGCUUGAGGCUGGCGAGUUUGUGGCAUUCGAUGCACGCGAUCUCUCAGCAGCUUUCGCCUAUCGCUGGAUGUACGGGUGUCGAGCUUCUUGAAGCUGAUACUUUCGAUCUUCAUUGCUUCCAAUCGCUUACGGGAACAAAAUUCUUUGUGGUCUGUGAGCCAGGAACGCAGCAUAUGGAUGCCCUUCUGAAACACAUAUAUGAACUUUACACAGAUUAUGUUCUAAAGAACCCCUUCUAUGAAAUGGAGAUGCCAAUCCGAUGCGAACUCUUCGAUAUCAACCUGGCACAAGCAGUUCAGAAGGAUCGUGUUGCCUUGAUGGCACGCUGAAAUUUCUGCUAUCUAUUGUUUUAGAUAAUUAUAUAAAUUUGCAAAAGGUUUAAUCCUCUAGUUUGUUUUAGCAAGUCGUGUGGAACAACAUUGUUUGAAUGAGAGUCCAUUUGCUGCAGCUUAGCAGUUAGAACAGAAAAAGUCUCUCUCUUCUUUGCUUGACACUUUGACUAGAAAGAAAAUAGAAAAUGAAGCCAGUACGACAAUAUUUGUAGUUUCUUUCUUCA
Molecule: messenger RNA, 756 nt
Organism: Diospyros lotus (date-plum)
Lineage: Eukaryota; Viridiplantae; Streptophyta; Magnoliopsida; Ericales; Ebenaceae
Exons: 3
Coding region: 104-529 (141 amino acids)
Biological process (GO): endoplasmic reticulum to Golgi vesicle-mediated transport
Cellular component (GO): TRAPP complex
Source: RefSeq, a predicted model, not a curated record